Messenger RNA from Anopheles marshallii, 1281 nucleotides. RefSeq lists its product as uncharacterized. Bases 1 to 1281 code for a protein of 426 amino acids. The transcript is spliced from 7 exons. NCBI's taxonomy places the organism in Eukaryota, Metazoa, Arthropoda, Insecta, Diptera, Culicidae. The record is from RefSeq and is a predicted model, not a curated record.
AUGACGCUCCCAACGUAUAACGUCUUCCGGCCCUUUGCCAUCUUUGCCGGUGUGUUUAGCAUUAUCCAAUCGCUCAUAUGGAUCGGAUUUGCGAUUACCGGCAUCAUCGCCUAUUACUGCGAUAUCGACUUUUCCAGUCAAACGGAUACGAUGGGAUCGCUGCUAACGUUGACAUUCUUUAACGUGUAUUUCCGCGGUACUUGCGAACAGGUCGACAUUCCACCGAUUGAUAUGACACUGGUAGACCCGUUAAAUCUGAUGCCACCGGGAGAUGUGCAUGCGUUCGUGUGGGUCUAUCUAAUCAUACAUCUGUUCUGGGGCAUCAGCUCACUGACGCUGCUCACAAAUGCGCGUCAAAAGUAUGUGCGAUAUAUUAACGUGUUCCUGUACAUAUGGAUCAUCAUUACCAUGAUCAUCAGUGUUCUGGAUCUGGCGUUAGGCAUACUAUUCGCCAUCGAUUACGAUACGAUACUGCACGCACUGUACGAGUAUCCCUUCGGAGAGGGACAGGUGCUACCCGCAGUGCAGGUGCUCGCUACCGCAGUCCACGUUUCCGGCAUUAUGAUGGUGAUGGCGUUCCGUGGUUGGGUCUUCUGGAUUGUUAAUGUUUCGCUGGCGAUCUUCAUGUUUACGCAAACGUUUAAGAUAUACGACUACAACCAGAUGCGCCACAAGCAAAGCAGCGGCACGGCGAAUGGAGGUUACGUACCGGAGGGUGAUACGAUGCGACGUCCACCUAUCGAUGCUUACGAUAUGAAUCAACCACGGUCACAAACGUUUGCACAACCUGUCACCACCGCCGAGUACCGUAGACCGCUGGAACGCAUCAGCGAAAGUCCAAUUGCGGUUGAAUCGCCCGUACCACCCCAACCGGACUGGAGCCAACAACGUUCGUUCGAGCCGAAACCAACCGUGGUGAUCAAUCGUACGCUGGAACCGCUGGCAAGACCACAAUCGAACGAACCGGAUGAGCGUAUGGACAAUCGGCCAAUCCCGCCACCACCACCACCAAAGAACUUCAUGAACACGGUCGUCCGGCGGGAUGUGGCCGCAGCUAAGGUGGCGCGCGAGCUCAACUAUCGUAACAGCUUUAACGUGAACAACAAUGGUAUUGCGGCGGUGAAUUUACGGCCGACCGGGUUAAACCUUACCAACCCGGGACCGCUGAACAGUGAGCCGGACCUACCGACGCCCAACUACAGUCCACCGAUGCCCCGAACGAAUCCGUUUGAAAACCGGCCACCCUUACGGUCGGUGUUGCGAAAUUCUAGAUUCCAGUAG